GGGGGGGGGGGGGGGUUUGGUUUCUUUGACUUUUUCCUUCUCUCUCUUCUCCUCUGAAUUAUUUUCUUCUUAUUAAUUUUAGUUUUUGAUUUUAUUUCCCUUUUUAGUUUUCUCCUUUUAAAUUCUUUUAAAUUUUUGCUUUUCUUUUCCUUUUUCCUUUCUUUUUUUUAUUUCUUUUAUUAACUUGUAGUAUAAAUAUCUAUUUUUGGGUCAAUACUAAAAUUACCAUGUACAUAAUUUAGUUUUCUCUCAAUUUUUUAGGGUUUUAGUUGGGUUUAGCUUUUAGAGAGAGAAAAAUGAGAAAUUAUCAUUGAAAAUGGAGGAUUAUGGAUAAUACAAGAAGAUUUGAAGCAUUCAUUCAUCAAUCAAUGAGAAUUUUCUACUCUCUCUCCUUAUUUAUUGUUUAUUUAUUACUUUAUUUGUCGUUUAUUUAAUUUAAUUGUUUUUGCUUAGUUUAACGAUUCAUGUUUAGAUUAGUUGUUAUUAAUGUUUAGAAUCAUGUUUUUAGUCGUUAAUUUCUAUAAAUUUCAUAUUUUUAUGUUGAUGGAGUAGUUUAUUGGUUAGGGUUUGGGUGAAAACCUAACAAUGAUUGAUUUGGGUAAAUGAGUUUGAAUUUGGUGAUGUUGCAUGAUUAAAUUAUUGUUUGUUUGAGCAUACUCAAACUUUGUUGUAUGCAAAUUAGCUACUUGUGUAUGACUUAGAUUUUGGGGUAGUUGACUUUAGGAAAAUCGAGGGAUCGUGACCUAAGUUGACUAUUGUUUGGUUUGUGCUUAACCGUGACCUAAGGGUAGUUGUGUGUAGGACGGGAGUUCGCAUUUGACUAUUCUAAGAAUCGAUCCAAGGCGGGAGUCAUUUGGGGAUCUAUUUCUAACCAACGUCUCAUUCAUGCUUUGCUUGUGCAUCAUCGUUCUUAAUUGUUGCUCAUAUACUCGUUUCAUUAUUGUUGGUGUUUGAUCUCAUUCCUUGAACAUGUUUGUCCUUUGGUAGUUAGUUUAGUUGAUUUAGUUUUAGUUGACUUUUCCAACCCUAUCCCGACCUAGCUUGUUGUUCAAUUAGCAUAAAUUAGCGCACCUUACACUAGUGGAAAAAGGCUUAUUUGCAUCCCCGCAUUUGCCACGCCAUUCUGAACAUGCGAAGCAAAUAACAAAUUUUAGCAUAAAAUUUAGUGAUUUGCAUCGCAGAUUUGUUAAACUGCGAGGCAAAUGACUCUAGAAUGCCCCCCAGAGUCAUUUGCCACGCAGAAUUAUAAAUCUGCGAUGCAAAUUACUCAAUCAAUUGCAUCGCAGAUUUAUAAUUCUGCGUUGCAAUUGACUCUAUGGUGCCCCUAGAGUCAUUUGCCACGCAGAAUUAUAAAUCUGCGAUGCACAAGCUUUUGAUUUUUUUUUUAAAUUCCCGCUCACACUUAAUUGCAAAACGAAUUAAUAUUCUCGACAAACAACACUGCUUCACCGACGAAACCACCACGAAUUGUGAGCAAUAACACCUAGGUUUUGCUCGACAAACAACACUGCUUCACACCCAAACUCAACUCACGACAACACUGCUUCACCGGCGGCUUCAUUGUCGUUGUUCCUGUUCCGGCCCCUGCGUCGUUCUUCUGUUCGUCCUGAUAGCACAUCCCACCACAAGGCCACUGCCGACAUUCUCCAGACGACGCAGCGCACAACAAGGCCCCUGUUCCGGCCCCUGCCGUCAUUCUCCAGACGACGCAGCGCUGGUCCCUGUUGACGCCGCCGGCCACGCCGCCGCACACUCCACCGGCGCCCCUUCUCAGUCACGUCGUCUCUCCUCUUUUAAUAAUUAGAUGCUUGGGUAGAAGAAAAAAAGAGAGAAAACAAUCCAAGAUAGUCAAAUCCGUCAUACUGAAGGUAAUUUGAGCUAGUUUCGGUGUACCGUAAGGGAAAUGGGGUGCGAAAAUCUUAAAGAGUUUAGAGAGAAUUUAGAGAAUUUCAUAUCACAGAUGAGAGAAUUUUUCUUUCAUUUAGAGAGAAUUUCAUAUCACAGAUGAAACUAAGAAAGAAGUUGUCUUAAAGAGUUGUGAUACGCGGUGGAGGGAAUUCAAAUCAAGAUUGGCGACUGGUUGGAUCCAUGAUACAAGAAAAAGGCGAAAAGAUGAACGGAUGCCAUAUGAUUUGUAUAGCUAUAUAACUAAGGAUAUAUGGAAGGAAUUUGUGAAGAUACGUACCUCCGAAGAAGCUGAGGAAAUAAGUGAGAAAGCAAGACAGAGUCAAUCUUUCAACAUAUAUCCUCAUCAUAUGGGACAGAAAUCAUAUGCUGAAAAGACAAGUGAAUGGCAAAGAAAAGGGUACAUUCCCUCAGUUUCUUCGUCAUCUGAUGGUUCCUCUGCGUCUACAAUUGCUUCAAGUUUGCCGAGUAGGACAUGUUUAUGGCUUCUUGCAAGAUCGGUACCAGAUGAGAAAGGAAAUCCUUACUUGCCGGAUAAGGGCACACAAAAGGUCAAAGAAAAUAUUGAUGAAUGGAAAAGGAAACAAGAUGAAGGGGAAUUUGUUCCCAAAAGUACACGAGAUGAUGUCUUAUCUCGUGCACUUGGUAAGACUAAAGAAGGGAGACCACUAACAUUUGGUGGUGGAGUAGGCAUCAAAGCUGUGUGGGGGACCGCAGAGCGGCGUAGCUUUCGACGGUAUGGAGAUGCGGAGAUGGAGGAAAUGGAAGCAAGAGUGACCAAAAGGGUCAAAGAUGAGACAAUACAAGAGAUGAACUCCAAGAUGGAUGCCAUGGUUAUGGAGAAGUUUAUCACAUUUGCUAAAGAACUUGGUGUCCAAAUACCAAGCCAGAUGAGGAUAGACGCAAAUGUUCAUAGUAGUUGUCGUUCUGGGGGUUUAGAUCCUUUUGCCGACAUUACGGAACCUGUCCCGUGCCAUCUAUACCUGAACAUAGGCUCCGAGAAAGUCUUUGUUGCCUAUGGUACCAUAUGUCCAGAGUUGAUCCUUGAUCACCACAACGACGUCACUUCCGAUAACGUGAAAGUGAGCGUUGAUGAUUUUGAGCCCGCGUACAAAGAAGCUCCCGUCCCCGUGCCUUCUCAAUAUAUUAAGAAACUUGCUCAAGCUCAUGGUACCUUCACUCAGUGGCCAAAGCAUUUGGUGUCGCUUACGAAUGAGGAGGUAAACAAGCCUACAAGUAAAGAGCCUAAAGGGAAAGGGAACAAAGGGAAAGAGAUAGUGCUUGGGAGAAGUGGAUGCGAAACAAAAGCGUCCAACACUAAAUCAAAAACAUAUUUCCUUGAAAAUUAUAAAGUGCAAAAUUUGAGUGGUAAGUGCAAUGUAAUGAAAACUAUGAUGUUGAGAUUAAAAGAAGGGGAGCGCGUUAAGGUGCAAGGCACUAAAAGGACAUUCAAUAUGGAAAAAGACUUUGAAAUUAGUGUCACCGUUGAAGACACCGCUCAACUUCUCUCGGGAGCAUGGCUAAAUGUAUCGAUAAUACAAGUUUUUAUUAUGGCUUUGAGUGAGUUGUGUUUUCACGAUGAUUGUCACUCCAAUACUAUUGGAUUCAUGUGCCCGGAGAUGAUCUCGGCCACCAUGUUAAAGACCGAUGCAGAUCGAAUUCUAUCGUACAUGACGAGGUCCAUGAGUGCACUUACUUCUAAGACAUUCAUCUUAUGUCCAUACUACGAAAAGAGUCAUUGGAUGCUUUUAGUUCUUUGCUUAUCUAAACGUGAGGUCUACAUAUUUGAUUCUCAACAGAAGAAGAGAAAUUUGAUGAUUAAGGAGCCACUAAACAACACCAAAGAGCAUUGACAAGCGAACCCGGAUUUGGGAUGAUACCAACAAGUUCUCUUAGGUCGAUCUGAUCAUUAACCAAGCACCCGGUGCACCCUUACCCUCGGGUAUACCCAAUUACUCCGUAGGGAUUGUGAAUGUGUGCGCAUCUGGUUGUGCUAUCUCUCAGAUUCAUCUCUGCUGUGGGUGGUUCAGCUCUGCCUUCCCCAUCGGCCCAAUGAUCUUCAAGCGCAUCCGUUUCAAUGAUUGCGUGAUCAAUGCUGGCAGAACCCUCCACAGUGGCCAGUCUUUUAAAUUUCAGUAUGCUAAUAUCUGCA
Molecule: messenger RNA, 4057 nt
Organism: Spinacia oleracea (spinach)
Lineage: Eukaryota; Viridiplantae; Streptophyta; Magnoliopsida; Caryophyllales; Amaranthaceae
Exons: 9
Coding region: 2121-3758 (545 amino acids)
Biological process (GO): proteolysis
Molecular function (GO): cysteine-type peptidase activity
Source: RefSeq, a predicted model, not a curated record